Molecule: messenger RNA, 1128 nt
Organism: Sparassis crispa
Lineage: Eukaryota; Fungi; Basidiomycota; Agaricomycetes; Polyporales; Sparassidaceae
Exons: 4
Coding region: 1-1128 (375 amino acids)
Biological process (GO): nucleobase-containing compound metabolic process
Cellular component (GO): cytoplasm; nucleus
Molecular function (GO): nucleic acid binding; 3'-5' exonuclease activity
Source: RefSeq, a predicted model, not a curated record
AUGACACCACCCUCUACCUUGCCACCGCUUGACAGCAGCAUUGCCUCUUCCAAUUUACCCUCUUUGUUAAUUGAUUCUGCUGCGCCUGAACCUAAACCUGUGUACGCGCAUUACCACUGGAAGAAAAAGUCUCCCGAUGGUCGCGUCGUUUACAUCAGAGAUGCGAAGACCGCUGACGAUGAAAUCUCGCGACUGCCGCCUGGACCGUACGGGUUUGAUUUGGAGUGGAAGCCCAAGUUUGUGAAAGGAGGGCGGGAGAACCCAGUUGCACUAGUGCAGCUUGCAAACAGUGAUACGAUGUUGCUCAUCCAAGUGAGUGCUAUGUCUGCAUUUCCCCAGAAACUACACGAAGUCCUGCAGAGUGCGGAUUAUGUGAAAACGGGUGUUGGGAUACAAGGGGACUGUCGCAAGCUGUACGCUGACUUUGCGGUGACCAUGCGCAACUGCGUCGAUCUCUCCUUACUUGCACGCUCAGUCGACAAUCCCCGCUGGAAGGGGCGGUACGCCUCGCCGAUCGGUCUGUCAAGGCUAUGCGAGACCUACGAAGAGCUGACGCUGAGCAAAGGCAAAGCGCGGCUCAGUAACUGGGAGGUGGAUCUGAGCCAGCUACAACAGGACUAUGCGGCAAAUGACUGUCAUUCGGCAUUUGUGCUCUAUCGCAAGCUGGUCUCUAUGGCGAUGGACAUGGCCUCUCCGCCUCUAGCGGUCUACUACACGUUUAACGUCGUCCAAGGACGUUUGUGCCACCCCGUUACGAGCUUAAACUGGUUCCCGCACAAUCCAGAGUACGAUCCUGGUCCACCGCCGCCACCCAAAGUAAAAGCAGAAGAUGCUGUGCUUCCUAAGGAGAAAGCUACGUCGGAACCAGGUGUGGAAGUCGAGUACACGUCACGGGAAAUCGUGGUCGUACCGUUGGCGAAGAACCCGACGGUGUCACAGCAUUUCAAGAGACGGCAGCGAGCACAGAUGUCUACCGAUUUGUCUCCUGUGCCUCCCCACCAGGCAGAACAAGUUGCUUCGUUCCACUCAGGAUCAUCGCAAUGGCCUAUGCCUCAGCAGCGACGAGGGGCGCCUGUACGGUCGCGGCAAAUUCAUGAUGCUCCUCCACACAAGAAGCCGCGGCCAUAG